Messenger RNA from Porites lobata, 5515 nucleotides. Lineage: Eukaryota; Metazoa; Cnidaria; Anthozoa; Scleractinia; Poritidae. The record is from the annotation of a GenBank genome assembly.
GUCCAUGUUGAAUUCUUUAAAAUUUCCAGCCUUGGUUUGAUCUUGAAGUUGAAUCUACAUUUGCUUUCAAAACCAUGGUCGUCCGUUUAUGCCACUUCAAGUCUCAAUUAGGUCUCUACCUUCGUGUCACUGAAGACUUGGUGCACGGGGUACGCUUUAAGGACGUCGAUCAAUACAGUGAGUAAGAAAUUUGAUCCUACCAGUUACAAAUACAUAAUAGCUUUGUUUGGAAAGUAUUGUAAUCGGAGAAUGAACUAAACGUAAUUUGAUCAAGGGCGCUGUUUAUAUGAGAUGAGCCGCACUGACUUGGCCUCCCACGCGGGCGUUUUUAGGGGAGCUCGUUUUUAAACGUGAUCUACACUGACUCGGCUCGUACCUUAUUUCCUCGUAAAAGUUUCGUUGUGUUUCUAUGAGAAAGCGGGCUUGCCCACUUGCCGUGAUCUCGAUGCAAAUAAUCAUGGAAGCAGGCUACCUUGUCCGUUGUUAUAGGCCUCCUAAACAGAAAUUCGAUCUAAUAGCUUAUAACAUGAAUUCCAUUCGCAAAAGUAAGCCACAGGGAGCAAUUUAAAUUGGUGAAAUCGAAAUUAUUUGGAUCAAUCCUAAGUCAACAUUAACACUUACCUCUCACUAAGAGCAAAAUGUUGGGUUAGGGGAGGGGUAGGUGGGCAGUUUUCCAGAAACCUAAAUUGAUCUAAUUAUUUACCGGCUGGUCCUUAUUUUUUCGUGGUUUUGAACGAUGUUGCAAUUAAAUUGCAUAUCCACCUAUCUCAGAGGUCGUGAGGUGAAAGCGGUUUCUGGGAAGAAACCAACGCCCAUGUAUAGAUGAUGUCAACAACAACACUGAAGGUAGCUGAUUUUAAGCUGAAAAAUGUUAAUUUGAAGUCUAUCAACUUCUUCAUCAUCUGUCCGAUUUUAUCUAAAUUCUCCAUCUUGAAAAUUCAAAUCUCAUUUAUUUUUGGGUACUUUUCCUUGAGCAUUCAUGUGGGGCGCGGGAGUUCUAGUCCCUUAAAUAUUACAUUGAAAGCCUUCAAUGAUCGAAUCGACUGAAAAAUUACUCCUUUAACGUCAAUUUACGAACAGAAACACUUGAAAAAAAUUUUGCUAAAAGAUGGUCUUACGAGUGAAGCGAAGGGACACCUAUUUAAUUUUGUCCACGGAACAAACAGCAAUACAUGUAGAAUAGUAGUGAUUUAACGGCUAGUACAAAAUCUUCAUUUUCAUACCCAAUUUCAGUUUUUCCGAAAGUGAAUUAUGUAAUUAAAAUUAAUUCAACCCUCACGUACACGGAAAUUCAUACCACCGCCGUGAUACAAAGAGGGGGUGGAUGGACUCCCCCCCCCCCUGCUACAGUUUUUGAAAUAUUGCAGUAUUUUAAAACGAUUUUACCUUCAGUGGAAAGUCUUUGAUCUUGUUAACAAGAUAAGGUAUAUUGGCGCUGCUAGAGGGCUGUGACGUCACCAACAAUGGUGUACGCCCCUUGUACGUCCGCGGCUUAAGUGAUCAAUGUUGCAUGAAGCAAAAGCUAUGAAUUUAUAUAGUAGAAAUUUUCCCUACGAGUAUGUCAGACUUCAUCGAUCAGUUACACUUAUUGUACCGGAAUGAAUGAAUAAACAACUUUAUCAACGUAUCAAAAUCUUCUAGCUGGCCACAAGUAGCCUACUAAUCGGGACACCUUCAAUUCAACCGGUACUUAAUUUCAAUUAGUUAAUAAAGUCAAGAGUGUAUGCCCUUCGAUCAGGGCUUCGAUUCAUCCUUUCCUACAAUGGCCUACACGGGGAAACUCCGCCCAGCCGAAAGGGGUUCCUUCAUACAGCACUCUUGUCCUAAUAAAGUACAGUGGUUGUGAAGCUAGUUAGACGUCUUCGUUAUAUAAGUUCUUGCUAGCUUUUCAAGGCUUGACCGUACGAAUCGUUCAAUAGUAUUCCCAUCCAUUUUAAAGUUGCUGACCGAAAAAAGGCGCAUUUUAAUUCAAGAUUCAAUCUUAAAGGGGCUGUGUCACGGCAGUUCAGUUCAUUUUGUUUAAUUUUGCCAAUUGCUCGCCCUCAAUCGUUAUUGAACUAAAGUAAGCAAAGAAAUUACAUGUCAAUGACAAAAUCAGAGAUCUGAGACAAACAAAUAUGCAUAUGUCUCCUGAGCAUUAUUUUUGAAGUUGCAAGCAGCAGGCCGCGAUCAACUUUGAAAAACUGUUAGGCUUAACAGUUUUCAAAAAUCAUAAUUUCAAUCCGUUUCAAUAAGUUUUGCCCAUCCGUGGCAUCUGCUGUUUCUGUUAUGUUAUUUUAACCUUCCUUUAAAGUUAUUUUCAUGUUUCUUUUAAUUUAACAGGCAUUUUGUAAUUUCCUAAUUUGGCUGAAUUUCGUGACACAGCUCCUUUAAUUUGUGAACAAAACCGCUCAAAGUGAUUCUGCAACAUAACGGAGCUCCCGACAUCAAAUGCAGCACCGUGGACGGUUUUAUCGAGCUUUGAUAUGCGAUGUUUGCUGUGCCAGUUUUAAUGACGAGCAGUUUCCUUCACCAACGUUGUUCAGUAUUGAAUGACCCGGGUAUCUUCAUUGUUUAGAAUCAGUUUUGCUUUAAAAAAAAUCACCAGGGCGAGGAAGUGGGUGGGAAGAUGCGAGUGCUGCUUUUUCUCUAGGUGAACCAUGGCCUCAAGCUUUUCUAAAGUAUAACUUCUGAUAUCGCUUGUCAUUUGAUUUAGAUUUACUACAUUUCGACAAAGAUAUGUAAAUAUUGCUUUAAGCGUUGUCACGAGGCAACUCAUGUCUUUCAUUUUACGGCUCAAAUAUAGGAUCCGGUUCCUUGCGGAAAAGAAAUAAAAUGAGUGCUGUUUUGUUUCGUUACGCUCCUCUCAGCAAUUUCUGCUUCCGGGAAAAGCCCUGAGAACAAACAAAAAGAUAACAAUAGAACAACAAAAACCAACAACAAAAGCAAGUAAAAAAAAAGGAAUGCCAAUUUAUUUCUUGACCUUUUCUUCAGAUGUUAUAACUGAAGGAGACCCUAUCGGUGGAUUUAGUUGCAGAGUAAGGGCGUAUAGUAUUCGCAUUUGGCUGUUAAAAGCUUAGAAACAUUAAAAAAUCAGCGCGCAAAAGAAGGCUGUAAGCGGGUGUGUUAUGAGAAAUUUUUGUUCCACGUAUUUCAUUUUCGAAUCAUUUUAUAUUAUUUGUUGCUUUUCUUACAGCUGAGAUUGAGAUGCGUAGUGACGUUGCCGCCGGUGUGGUUACGCUGAAAGGGAAAGUCUCCAAUAGAUAUAUUGCAAUGAGUACAACUGGCUCAUUGUACACCACAGUAAGUGUGGCAGCAGGAUAAGAACCUGGAAGGGGGGAGGGGGUACUCCCUGUAAUGGGCUAUACAGGGAGGUACCUUUUUCAGGCUUCAGGUAUAUUAAAGGGUAGGGGUUUUACUUGUCGUUGAAAUAUAUGAAAGGGUAGUUAAAUCUCAGCCGUAUGGCCGUAGUGGAGAUGUACCUUCUCUGUCAAAAAGGGCAUGUAACAGGGUAAGGGCCUGGGACUAAGGGGUUUACCUGUGGAAAAUGAAUUAUUGACUAUAACUUCGGCAUAGAUGAUAGCGCUAAAUUAAAAUUUGGCACACAUAAAGAACUCAUUGUCCUUAACAUUUUAAAGUCUUUUGUGUUAGUAAGUCACGUGAUGUAUCACGUGACCAUUUUGCUAAAAAUCGUAAAUUAUUGACCAACUGGUGGCCAGUUUAAGAAAAGAAAUCGAGCAAAAACAUUUUUCCAUUUUAUAUUAAAUAUAUCUAACACUUCACGUUUGGAAUGACCGUCCAUUGCAGUUCAAUAAUAAAUUAUGAGUGAAAACGUCAAUUUAAAUGUCUAAAUUUAAUCUUGAAUUGUUUAAAACUUCAAAUUUAAACUUCGCGUACAUUCAUUCCAAACGUAGAAAGUUAGGUAUGUUGAUUCUCUUUCAGAAAUGCCAAUUUGUUUUCCCAACAAAGUAAAAUUCGCCACCAAUUCGCAAAUUUUCUUCAUUUUAAAUUUUUGGUCACGUGACAUGUCACGUGAUCAUAAUUAAAUUUUAAGGCACAAGAAAACCUCAAGAUUUAGUUUUGAGGAAAAAUUCAUGUUGUUCUAGUUCUCCUACGUAAAUCUUUGUUGAGUACCCCCCUGGGUCCCAGCUUAAACUUUGCGUUACUCCUUGAGCUAGCCUAUGGUCGUUACCUCACCAUAUCAGAAUUCUAUGCUUUCGUGGGGUGGAAGGCAAUUUGCCCAGACACAACACGUUUGAUACAUCUCUGCGUUCUGAUUGGUGGAAGCUUAGAUUUGGUUCUUCCCUUGGGAUUCGGAUACCCGAAAUGGUGUUUGACAUGUUUGACGAUAGACAAACACUUUCAGCUUACGUUUAAAAAAUUCGUUUUUGUUAUUGUAGCCUGCGAAAACACCCGUUUCUCCUCGCUGUUCGCCGCUGGGGACGUUUCGCGAGGAGGAACGUCUGCGACUCAGCGACAUAAAUUCCAUACUGAUGACGCAAAUCAAUGUUUACAUAAUGAAUCCGGUAGUCAUGGGGUUUCAAAUAUAAAUUUGUCCAAUUUUGCGUGUCUUCUGGUCGAUUUUGGUGAAGUGUUGUGUUCAUCUGCCAACGAGCUCCAGCAAGACUCAAAUGCUUCUUCUAGAGAAGACUAUAUUCCACAAAUAUUGACUAUUUUGUUAGAGAUAAUUCGCGUUUACAUUUGACCUUUGUGGCCUUUUGUCUUUUGUCUGUCAUUCGUAAACAAUAGCUAAAACAAUGUAACUACUCCGUCGACCAAUCAGCGCUUCUGACCGGAUUCGGGACAGAGUUUACGUCAUCAGUAUGGAAUUUAUGUCGCUGAGUCGCAGACGUUCCUCCUCGCGAAACGUCCCUAGCGGCGAACAGCGAGGAGAAACGGAUGUUUUCGGAGGCUAUUGCUGUUGAAUCCAAACAACAAACUCAAUCAAAUCCUGAAACAAACAGACGAAAGAUACGUCUGAUCGCAGGUUACCUAUGAGCCGAAUUUGAAGCAACAAUUUAUAUGCAUAUGCAUGAAAACUUGAGGCAUUUUUUACACUUCAUAGAAUGGCUUUUAUUUCGCUCUAUUUUAUAGUCAUACCGGAGAAGUCUAUUGUUUAUGCUUAAAACACCAUUUUCGGCUGCGUAGCUUACUUAUUACUAUACACUGACAAAAGUUCCACUAGUUCGUUAUCCACCACCAUAAGUUGACGGUAUAUAUAGGCAUGACUGUGCACGAUUUUACCCUCUCUUGAAAUUCAAACCUCUUCUUUUCUUCUUUUUUCAGACUGAGAUAUGCCAAGAUUGUUUCUUCAUAGAAAACUAUAAGGAAGAAUAUAAUUCUUACCAAUCCAAAGUCAACCCUUCUUGGUAUUUAGCGCUUAGACGCUCUGGUCAAGCCAAGUAUGGCCCUAAAACCAACCCAAGACAGAGAGCCGUGAAUUUUUUAAUAAAGGGAUUACAGAGAUAGAAUUGUCUGUCAUUCGUGCAUUAUUUGGCAAAACCAAGGAUAUCAACAAACUCCAUGAGUUUCAUAG